AACCCAUCUCUCACUCACUCACUCAGUUGUUGUUGUUGUUGUUGGGCCAUGGAAGAAGAACAAAGGUGUGCAACAAUGCAGAGUCCAAGCACAGAGGAAAGAGAUGCGGACACCAAAUCCAGAAAGGGAGGCCUCCUGAGCAUGCCCUUCAUCAUAGCCAACGAGUCGUUCGAGAAAGUGGCGAGCUACGGGCUGCUCCCCAACAUGAUAGUGUACUUAAUGAAGGAUUACAACAUGGGAUUCGCGGAGGGGAAUAACAUCCUCUUCUUCUGGUCUGCGGCUAUCAAUUUCAUGCCUCUCCUUGGCGCGUUUCUCUCGGAUUCUUAUUUGGGUCGGUUUCUAACCAUUGGGCUUGGCUCCAUUGCUAGCUUCCUGGGCAUGUUACUUCUAUGGCUAACGGCGAUGAUUCCGGCGACGAAACCACCGGUCUGCGACCAGCUCCACCCGGAAACCUGUCGAUCUCCAACGGCAGCCCAAUUGACCCUUCUUGCCGCUUCCUUCACGCUAAUGUCCAUUGGAGCUGGCGGUAUCCGGCCGUGCACUCUGGCUUUCGGCGCCGACCAAAUUGACCGGCGGGAUGAUCCUAACAACAAGAGAAUACUGGAGAGAUUCUUUGGAUGGUACUACGCAUCGGCUUCAUUUUCGGUUCUGAUUGCAUUGACCGGAAUCGUUUACAUUCAAGAUCACGUCGGUUGGAAAGUGGGUUUCGGCGUUCCGGCGAGCCUUAUGCUAGUGGCCACCGUUUUGUUCUUUGCAGCCUCGUCAAUUUACGUGAAACAAAAGGCGACAAAGAGCUUGUUUAGUAGGUUAGCACAAGUCGCCGUCGCGGCGUUCAAGAAUCGGAAAAUAGCUCUCCCGUCGGCGUCGGCGUCGAAUAAGUGGUUUUAUCAUACGGAUUCUUGUUUUACUCAACCCUCUGAUAAGCUCAGAUUUUUGAACAAAGCAUGUGUGGUGAAGAAUCCAGAGCAGGACAUAGCAGCAGACGGCACAGCUGCAGAUCCAUGGAGUCUGUGCACGGUGGAGCAAGUCGAAGAACUCAAAACCCUAAUCAAAGUGAUACCCAUUUGGUCCACCGGCGUGAUGAUGUCGAUCAACAUCAGCCAGAGCUCAUUUCCUCUUCUUCAAGCUAAAUCCAUGGACCGUCACAUCUCCUCCACUUUCCAGAUUCCGGCGGGCUCCUUCGGCACCUUUGUCAUUAUCACCAUAGUCAUCUGGGUCAUUCUCUAUGAUCGAGCUAUUCUCCCUCUUGCCUCCAAGAUUCGAGGAAAGCCAGUCCAUUUCGGAGUCAAAUCUCGAAUGGGAGCUGGCUUGGUUUGCUCUGCUAUGUCCAUGGCGCUUUCGGCCAUCGUUGAGAAUAUCCGCCGCGGAAAAGCGAUAAGACAAGGCAUUGUGGAUGACCCCAACGCUGUCGUGAACAUGUCGGCUAUGUGGCUGGUUCCGCAGCAUUGUUUGAACGGAUUGGCCGAAGCGCUAAAUGCGAUUGCCCAAACAGAGUUUUACUACUCUGAAUUCCCCAAGACAAUGUCCAGUGUUGCUUCUUCGCUGUUCGGAUUGGGAAUGGCGGUGGCUAAUUUGUUGGCGAGUGCGAUUAUGAGCACUGUGGAUAAUGUGACUUCAAAAGGGGGAAAAGAGAGCUGGGUUUCGAAGAACAUAAACAGAGGGCAUUUCGAGAAUUACUAUUGGCUGCUUACGAUUCUGAGUGUGAUCAAUGUGUUGUAUUAUGUUGUUUGUAGCUGGGCUUAUGGACCGAGUGUGGACCAGAGAAGAACCGCCAUGGAUGACGGCAAGAUCAGCUCCCACGAGGAAGAGUUGUCGAUGUUGGAAGCUAGAGUAAAGGAAGAAGGAGAGUUGCAGAAGCCCAAGGAAUUGCAGGCUUGAAUAUGGAGUUGUGUGGGUGUGUGUGUGUGUGUGUGUGUAUAUAUGUUCUUUUUGUGGUCUCAGUGUAAUAUUUGUUUGAUCAAACAGCCAAAAAGGGGCAUAAUCAUAUUUGAUAUAUAAUCCUAAGCUUGCAUUUGAGAUU
Cucurbita pepo subsp. pepo (vegetable marrow) is the source of this 2020-nucleotide messenger RNA. RefSeq names its product protein NRT1/ PTR FAMILY 1.2. Gene Ontology annotation, biological process: transmembrane transport. The record is from RefSeq and is a predicted model, not a curated record. Gene Ontology annotation, cellular component: membrane. Gene Ontology annotation, molecular function: transmembrane transporter activity. Lineage: Eukaryota; Viridiplantae; Streptophyta; Magnoliopsida; Cucurbitales; Cucurbitaceae.